AUGAAAUUAUUUGUAUGUGUCUUGGCGCUGGCCGCCAUUCUGUCAACCACAAACGCAGGACUGCUGGGUCUGCUGAAGGGAGGAGGCGGCAGCGGCGGGGGCUACAGUGGGGGCUCCGGCUAUGGUGGAGGCUCUGGGUAUGGCGGUGGAUACGGAGCAGGAUACGGCGGUGGCUACAACAGUGGCGGCGGCGGUGGUGUCCAAAUAGUCAAAGUGAUCAACACCUAUGAGGGUGGCCAUGGAGGCGGUGGUUACGGAGGUGGUUACGGAGGUGGUUACGGAGGUGGUUACGGAGGUGGCUACGGAGGUGGUUAUGGAGGCGGCUACGGAGGUGGCCAUUCUCAUGUGGAUGUCUACAAGGUCAUUACAACCACUCAUGGGGGUGGACACAGCGGAGGAUACGGCGGAGGAUACAGCGGAGGAUACGGCGGAGGGUAUGCAGCAAAUUAUGGCAGUAGCUACGGCGGCGGGUACGGCAGUCAGUCCGGAUGGUGGAAGAAGAAGUAA
Molecule: messenger RNA, 507 nt
Organism: Drosophila persimilis
Lineage: Eukaryota; Metazoa; Arthropoda; Insecta; Diptera; Drosophilidae
Product: keratin-associated protein 21-1
Exons: 3
Coding region: 1-507 (168 amino acids)
Source: RefSeq, a predicted model, not a curated record